AUAUAAAAAAGAAAAAUGAUUGAAAAUGGUGCUUCGGAUUGGUCGUUUAUUGGAGGCGAUCACAGGCCAUAAAAGGGAUCGUGAAUCCAACAAAAGCUUCUCCCCUUACAUAUGUCGAAUUCUCUCCUCGGCGAGGAAAAAGUUCUCUCUCGGUUUUUCUGGACUUGGGUUUUCCUCAAUUUCUCGAUUUUUGUCGGCUCCAUCCAAUCCCACUUGUGAUUCGCCGACGAUGACGAUCCCUGAUUCCGGAUUCAUGACGGACAAUGGAGACUGCGAUUUGCCGCGCACUCCCGAGGAAGAGAGACGUAUCGUGACGGAGCUUGCGAGCGAAUCAGAUGUCAAUUUGAUGGAGGGAAACUUGUAUUUCGUGAUCUCCAACAGAUGGUACAGAAGCUGGCAAAGAUAUGUAGGCUUAUCAACUGAUGAAUGUCCAAGUGGAGAGCCUUCGGAGGUUACAAGGCCUGGACCAAUUGACAAUUUUGAUAUUGUUGAAAGUGGAAGCGAUACUAGUGAUCCACAGCUUCGUAGGAUGUUAGAGGAAGGGAUUGACUAUGUCCUAGUUCCUCAAGAAGUUUGGACAAAACUUGUAGAAUGGUAUAAAGGAGGUCCUCCGUUACCAAGGAAGAUGAUCUGCCAAGGGUUUUACAGUAAGAGUUAUAGCGUAGAAGUUUACCCACUCUGUCUUACAUUGACUGAUGGACGAGAUGGUAGUGACACUGUUAUAAGGUUGAGCAAGCAGGCUUUUGUAACUGACCUUUAUGCGAAGGUGUGUGCCCUUAAAGGGGUAGCACAAGAAAAGGCUCGAAUCUGGGAUUACUUCAAUAAGCAGAAAGGUGUACUCUUGGAACCGUCAUCUAAUAAGAGCUUGGAGGAGUCGAGCCUUCAAAUGGACCAACAUAUUCUUUUGGAAGUUGAUGAGCCCUCUUCUUCUCAAUAUAGUACAGGCGCAACGGGAAAUGAUUUAGCUCUGGUACCUCUAGAACCUUCAAGGUCAACUGUUACGAUUGCUGGGGGUCCUACCUUAUCCAAUAAUCACUCAAAUAGCUCAAACUUUAGUUUCUUUCGGAAAAGUUCAUCUGAAAAUGAUGUCUGUAGUCUUGGCAAAGGUGAGAGAGGGGGUCUAGCUGGACUUCAGAAUUUGGGAAAUACUUGCUUCAUGAAUAGCGCUCUUCAGUGUUUGGCCCAUACACCACCAAUCGUUGAAUAUUUCUUGCAAGAUUACAGUGAUGACCUAAAUACACAGAAUCCCUUGGGAAUGUGUGGUGAACUUGCUCUUGCAUUUGGAGAGUUGUUGAGGAAAUUGUGGUCAUCUGGACGGAAUGCAGUUGUACCACGCACUUUUAAGACAAAACUUGCUCGAUUUGCUCCACAGUUUAGUGGCUAUAAUCAGCAUGAUUCUCAAGAACUGCUUGCUUUCCUAUUGGAUGGCCUGCAUGAAGAUUUGAACAAGGUAAAACGAAAACCUUACAUUGAGGCUAAAGAUUCAGAUGGUCGUCCAGAUGAAGAAGUUGCGGAAGAGUGUUGGAACUAUCACAAGGCCCGAAAUGAUUCUGUUAUAGUUGAUGUCUGCCAAGGACAAUACAAGUCAACACUGGUUUGCCCAAACUGUGGAAAGAUUUCUAUCACCUUUGACCCAUUCAUGUACUUGUCACUGCCAUUACCAUCAACUCUUACUCGAUCAAUGACAGUGACAGUGUUUUAUGGUGAUGGAAGCCACCUGCCAAUGCCGUACACUGUAACAGUUCCUAAGCAUGGUUCUUGUAGAGAUCUCAAUGUUGCCUUAGGCACUGCAUGCUGCUUAAACAAUGACGAGAGCCUUCUGCUUGCUGAGGUCUAUGAUCACAAGAUCUUUAGAUAUUUUGAGAAUCCCUUAGAGUCAUUGAGCGUAAUAAAAGAUGAUGAGCAUAUUGUGGCAUAUCGGUUUAACCAGACACAGAAAGGGUUGGGAAAAGCCAAACUCGAAAUCCUUCACGGAAGGCAGGAAAGGUCUAUUUUGGAGAGCUCUAGAGGUGGAGACAUGAUGUUUUUUGGCACUCCUCUUGUCACUUAUAUCAAUGCAGAACCACUAAGUGGAACUGACAUUGAGGCAAUCGUCUCUAGAUUGCUUUCACCUUUACAGCGGGUUCAUACAUCAUCUAAAGUCAAUAACGGAAAAGAAAACGGCUAUCUUCCUGAAGCUGAUGAUGAAUUACCUGGAAGCUUCUCAUCUACAGAUACUGAGUUAGAGGAUGCAACUGAUGGAGAAUUAUCCUUCAGAUUAUUCUUGACGGACGAACGUGGUUUGAACGUCGAGCCACUUCAGUCUGAGUCUGUUGUGAAUCCGGGAAGUAUUACAAGGGUUUGGGUUGAGUGGAAUGAGAACGAGCAGGAAAAAUAUGACAGCUGCUACUUAAAUGACCUGCCAGAGGUCCACAAAACAAGUUUCUCCGCGAAGAAAACAAGACAAGAAGCUAUAUCUUUGUUUUCAUGCUUAGAAGCCUUUUUAGCAGAGGAACCUCUGGGACCAGAUGAUAUGUGGUAUUGCCCACAUUGCAAGGAGCAUAGACAAGCCAGCAAAAAGCUAGACUUGUGGAAGUUGCCAGAUAUUCUUGUGUUCCACCUGAAACGAUUCACGUAUAGCAGAUAUCUGAAGAAUAAGAUUGAUACAUUUGUCAAUUUCCCAAUUCACGAUCUAGACUUGAGGAAGUAUGUAAAAAACAAGGACGGUGAGGCAUACGUUUAUGAGCUGUAUGCUGUUAGCAAUCAUUACGGUGGCCUGGGCGGUGGUCAUUACACUGCAUAUGCUAAGUUGAUUGAUGACAACCAAUGGUACCAUUUCGAUGACGGCCAUGUUUCUCCCGUAAGUGAAUCUGAAAUCAAGACCUCGGCUGCAUACGUGUUGUUCUAUCAAAGGGUGAGAGAUGAAUCCCUGACUGGUCGGUCUGUCGAGACGUCGAGGAGCGCAGACUUGGAUUAGGUGGAAAAAGGCUUUAACUUCCACAACACGAGUUUGCUGCCCUGUUGAAGAUUCAUCAUCAGACUGAUAAUGGACUUGCACAAGUUCGAUGCUUUGUUGAAGAUUCAUUGGUCUCAGCUCACUGUCACAGGUGGGUGACCCUAUUCUUUCUUUGUUAAGACAGUCCUCUUGGUUAAAAAGAGAAAGUAUGAUAAUAGAGAGGGGGCUUCGGAUAGUGUAAAACCCGAAACUGUUAUAUGUGUGGUUUUGGGGUAAGACAGAAAAAGGGUAGGUAGGUUUAGCUUCUGAGAAUGUUUUACUUUCUGGGCUGUAAGUGAUAAGAACAGCAAGUGGUGGUUUAGAGAUGGGAGAAACACUUGUUGUUUUGGGAUGUGCAAUAUAUAAGAUACUACUAAGCAGUUGUUGUUAUGAGCAAAUGAUGCAUAAAGCUGCUGAAUUCUGAA
Molecule: messenger RNA, 3399 nt
Organism: Tarenaya hassleriana
Lineage: Eukaryota; Viridiplantae; Streptophyta; Magnoliopsida; Brassicales; Cleomaceae
Product: ubiquitin carboxyl-terminal hydrolase 9-like
Exons: 15
Coding region: 26-2956 (976 amino acids)
Biological process (GO): protein deubiquitination
Molecular function (GO): cysteine-type deubiquitinase activity
Source: RefSeq, a predicted model, not a curated record